GUCCUGUGCUUAUCGGGCAGGAGUUGUAACGUGUGCUAACAGGACGGAGGGUUGGCCGUGCCCAAGUGAAGCAGAGAGUGAAAGACCCGUGGAAAGAAUCGGCUGCCCUUUCAGUAGUGUACCUUCGGUGUGGUGUGCGGUUCGGUGUCACGUACCACAGUUAACCACUGACGUCUUUACCGUCAUCUCACGCCUGCGAACUACUGCGAAGCAUUAGCAGGCAGCAGUAGCAACAGCUUCAUAGCUUCGCUCCACAGUGUGUACUAUGCCGUGUGUGUUUGUGUGCGGUUCGUGAAUGCUAUUGUGGCGUGCGGGUUUGUUGGUGCUGCACGACGGUGCUGGUGGCCGCUGCUGGUCGUCGUGUGCCGUAACUCGCCUUCGCCUUCGCAACUUUUGGCCACCGAAGCUAAAAACCUGUCGCCCCCAUAACCGAACGCUCCCCGUCGGACCGUCGCAGAAGGUUGUUGAUGGUUGUUCGGUACUUUAAACUGCAACACUUGAGCCUUGCUGCAAGAGCUUCCCGUCGGCCGGUGCGACUUUCCAUUUCCACGCACACAGACGCCCGAGUCACCUGUGGCACCCGUCACAACCGUCGGCGCCAUCCCGUUAUCAGUCCGCCCGCCGCCGUGGAAACGGUGCAGUAGCAGCGACAGCAGGCAGCAACAAAAACAAUACCAAUUACAACAACUCAAGAUGGCUGCUUUGUCUGCUGGAAGCUACGGAUUGUCACAGCAGGGCAGCUUAAACGAUGAAAAUAAGGAGCUGAUUUUUGUCAAACUAACCGAUUCGGCGCUGCGUGCCAUCGAGGAAUUCCAACGUACUCAGGCUAAGCUUGGCAGUUCGUCGGGUAACCCAUCGAUACAAUUCCUCCAGAAUGGGCAAGGGUGCCUAUCGUUUCCUUCCGGUGGUAACAAUGUGCAGAAGUUUAACUUCUCCAUCACCGACUUCGACACGGGUUCGAUCGAAUGCAUUCAGCAGGCUCAAGGCCAGCUGCAGAACAUGGGCCAUAUUCCACACAAAAUGCGGAUACACGCUAACGACGAUGUGUACGAAACGACGAGGCAUCGUUUAGCGGCUGCAGAAGAAAAUCAAAAGAACAAGUGCACGAGAGAAAUCAAGCCUAAUCAAACAGAUAUCGGGCGUAAAGUGAAAUUAAAAAAUCCAACCAUCCGCAACAUUCCUAGUAAUAAUGCAGUCAUAAGCAAACGUGAUUCUAUAUAUAACAACAGUUCUGUGAAUAAGGCAUCCUCGGUAGUGGCGAACCAGCUAACGUCUAAUAAUAAUCUAAAUAGUUAUAAUAACCUAGCAACAUCACCAAAACUAGUUAAAACCAAUGGCCUGCACCAGUCGCAGGUCUUGCAGCAGCAGCCUCAAACUCAGCAACCUCAGGUGCAAACGAAGCCCGGGUACCAGCACACGGUCCAAGACCCUCCUCAUCAACCGCAACAACAGCCGGCGGCACAUCAGAAGCAACUGGAUAAUGGUAGCGCCCAGAAUAGGGUGACGAAUGGGCGAAAGACUGGCAACUCGGAGUUCAUGAAAUGCAAUAUUAAGGAGCGAUUGAUACAUAUGCUUGCUUUGAAACCAUACAAACGGGCGGAGCUAAUAGUUAAGCUACAACAAGACGGUGUACGUAAAGAGGAGAUGAAAUGCACGCAGCAAAUAUUGAAAACCAUCUCCAGCGCGCGGGACGGUAUACUGAUACUGCAUCGGAAUGUAUGGAACGAGGUUCAAGACGAUUGGCCAUUCUACUCGGAGCAGGAUCGCCAAGCGAUUAAGCGGAGAAGGCCCCAGAACUUAACGCCUCCGCUCAGUUCCGAUGGAGGAUCUUCCACUUCGGGCCAGAGCCCAUCUAGCACGCACAACGGUAACAGUCCGCAGUCGGGAAGCAAAAGGCCUGUAAUGGCGGGCAACGAUGAAGUCGGAUCUACACCGACUUCCAAAAAGCAGCGAAUUAGUCACUACAAAAAGGAUACCCAUCCGGACCAUAUGAGGCCCAACCUAACACCAAACACCCAGGAUAAUGAAGAUGGUGUUAGUUUGAGUUUCUCGCUGGUAUCAAACGAUGUUGCUAAGCGGAUAGAAUCAUCGGUGUGUGAAACAGAACCUGAGCGGGAUCCUUACGAAACGGGCUUUCUGGAUGGUGCGCAGCAGAUAAACGGCGGUGGAGAUGAUGAUUUUGUUAAUCAAUUCACUAGGAUAACCUCGGUGGAACAGCGGCGUAGGUACAAGACUGAAUUUGACAACGAAUACAAGGAAUACAGGCGGUUGCACGGGGUUUUGGAGAAUGCUUCGAGAAAGUUCGCGCAGUACGAGGAAGAUCUGCAACAUGAACCGAAGGAUACGCAGCGAUACAAGGAUAUUCAAAUGAAAAUCAUAAAGGAGUACGAUAGAAGUAUUAAAAAUGUCAAAUUUCAACAGGAUAAAGAACGAUUUAAUUACCUUCACAAGAAACUAUCACACAUCAAACUGCUUGUGCGUGACUAUGAUACCUCUAUUACCAACGGCGGUUUAUAUCGGCCGCAGGAGAGUUACUGACGGUUGUUGAAACUCAUGAAGCGUUCGUAUUUCAUAUGUUGAAAACAUUAUUUAUUGUGAAGAAAUACUAUCACUCGUGCACAGUCGACCAGCUGUUAACCUAGAAUAGUUGGCUAUGAUGAACUUACUACUCUUUUCAAGUCCCCUUCAGUUGCGCGGCUUUGUGUUGGUGGAAGCUAUUUGUUUGCUGUGGCAGCGUUGAACAAUCCAUGAAAGGUUUCUAUUUUAUUGUCCUGUUACCAAUGGAUAUUGGCAUUUCGCAGUCUUAGAAAUCACAUGUGAACUCAUAAUAGAAGCAUUUAUCAGUUAAAAGUGCUUAGCAAUGGAACGAAGAAAAGUUGAGCAUACAAAACCAAAACAUUGAUUUGGCAAUUUUUCCUUUUUUUGUUUUUUAUUAAUAAACACAAUAGGUCAAUUAAAAAAUUACAUUGUACGCAGCACUUCCGUGUUGCACCUACAUCAUCUUUUCAAUGGAUUAAAAUAUUACAAGCGAAAAAAGUCUUCUCUAGGUGUGUUUUGCAAUAAAUUUACUUCUGAUUCUUUCAUACUACUCUUGUUCAUUGCCAAUAACUUUGAAGCAUAGAAGAUUAAAAAGAAUUGACUCUAGAAGGAAGACAACAAACGAAGCUUCCCUUGUUAUGUUUGUAUAAUGAAUGUUUUCUAUUUAUUGAAGAAAGCUUUUUUACACCUUAAGCUGUGUCUAUCAACAAAGCUGAAAAUGAAAUAAGAAUUCCUUAUUUUAUUUUUAUUGCCCAGCAUGAUGUACUUUCUCUCUCUCUCUCUUUUCCCCUAUCUCUCUUUCUUUAAAUACAUCUCUCUCUCUCUCCCUAUCACUAUCAUCGCUGUAUAUUGAAAGGAUCGUAAGUGAGCACGUUCUACGUCACUCGAGAAAUCCUGUAUUCAGGUGAUAGAUUCAAACGCAAAAUGAUUGCAGAGAAAACUAGAAAAGACGAAGUCCACGAAGAAAGUCGAGAGCUAAUAAAAAAUAUUAGAUUAGGAGGAGCUGGUGGGUAAGAAGAAAAGGGUAUUAGAUAAAUAGUUUAUUUUGUUCUCUUUGUUAGUUAAUUGGUUAUCUAUUCCUAUCUCCGAAAGAUCCUAGCAAAUAGUGUGUCAUACACCGAGUGACAAACAGACAGUGGAGUAAAGGACUGCGUGCACCAUCAUCGAGUAGAGACCGCGCUUUUCAGCAUGUGCACAUUUAUUCCUAGCAGAAUUUGGUUCAAUUACUGCGUUCCGUUGAGAUAAUUGGAACGAGUGAUAAUGGGUGCACUGAGACAAAAAUGUGGCGGAACGAUGUGCAUUAGUAGCGGUAGCAAACAAUGAUGAUGGAAAAAGAGGUUGUCACGAAAGAUGUACUGCAAGCGAUUAGCAAUAGUUGUGGCAGUAGCAGUAGUGGUAUUUCAAUAGUAAACUUAUCAUCUCCGAGAGAAAGAAAAAAAAAACAAAAUCAUUAUUACACUAGCCGCAUGCGCGCCAUUUUGUUUAUAUUUGUCUUUAUUAUUUUGUUUGUAUGUAAUGUAAGUAAAGAUAGGGAAUUGUGCGUAUACCUAGGACAUAAGACGGAAAACGUUUAAAGGAAACGGAGAUAUUAGUGCCACUCUGAAAUGGAGAAAAAAGAAAAGAAAAACAAUUGCGCCAAGUUGUACGCUCCUCUGACAAAACGUGGAGCAAUAAAAAUAUUACAAUGAUGAGAAAAGAGCUCGGAAACUAUGGAGCAAAUGUUUGUUACUGUAUUGUGCUCAAGAAAUGCCAAUUCAAAUAGCUUGGUAUUCAGCUGAGGUGCCAUUGGUGCAGCUUGUAACAAUGAAGCAUAUUCGCGAAGAAUAAGGCAAAGCUCAUGUGAAACACGAUUGAAGACAUUAAAUACUGACAUUAGAGAAGAGAGCUAAGUGAAAAGAGUAAAUGCGAAUUGCGCGCAAAUAUCAAUUCAAUGAUCUGAGAGAUGUUGUACAAUAGUCCUUAUCACGUUACCGCACAUCGCGCAUAUUCGUUACGUUUAAGUUUUGGUUUCUGUUUUGUUUCGAAAUUCGUCAGCCCCAACGUGGUGUGGGUUCUGACCUGUGUUCAGUCAAGUUCAGUAAACAGUGCCGACAGCAGAUAGUUGUUUAGUCCAACUAAGAACAACGCAACACGUGCUCAGACGCAAUGCUAUAGAGAGCAUGAAUGGCGGGAAAGCAAGCGUAUCUGUGCAAACACAUGUAGCACAUACAUGCUCUGACACAUAUAUGACUUAUUUGUUAGUCCAUUACUGAAAUGAGUAUAUUUUUUCAUUUAAUUACCACGUGUUUUGGUUGAUACUGUUUUAUAAACAUUUCUACUCGUUUCAAGUGUGUGA
Molecule: messenger RNA, 4873 nt
Organism: Anopheles bellator
Lineage: Eukaryota; Metazoa; Arthropoda; Insecta; Diptera; Culicidae
Gene: Su(Tpl)
Product: RNA polymerase II elongation factor Ell
Exons: 11
Coding region: 694-2538 (614 amino acids)
Biological process (GO): transcription elongation by RNA polymerase II; positive regulation of transcription elongation by RNA polymerase II; snRNA transcription by RNA polymerase II
Cellular component (GO): transcription elongation factor complex
Molecular function (GO): cis-regulatory region sequence-specific DNA binding
Source: RefSeq, a predicted model, not a curated record